AUGGGUGUGAAGCACUUCACCACCACCAUCAUCUUCUUAAUAGUAAUUAACCUCUCCACAAUAACCCAUGCCUACGAUGAUCCAUGCGCGUCUCAACCCGACGAUUCAGACGUGACGUUGAUUCCCAUCUACGGCAAGUGUUCACCUUUCAACUCCAAUCCCAACCCCAUAACGUGGGAAAACACAAUCAUCAACAUGGCCUCCAAAGACCCAGAGAGGCUCCAAUACUUAUCCACCCUCGUCGCCAAACGGAGCAAAAAGCGCGUUUCCGCAGCCCCAAUCGCUUCUGGUCAGGCCUUCAACAUCGGCAACUACGUCGUCCGAGUUAGACUCGGCACACCGGGUCAACUCAUGUUCAUGGUCCUAGACACCAGCACUGAUGAGGCCUGGGUCCCAUGCACCGGCUGUUCCGGUUGCCCAUCCACCACCGCCUAUAACCCAAGAGCCUCCACCACUUUCGGUGGAUCAAUAGCUUGCUUCGCCCCACGCUGCACCCAAGUCCGUGGCGCCCUCCCUUGUCCCUCCACCGGUUCCACUGCUUGCUCCUUCAACCAAUCCUAUGCUGGGUCCUCAUUCUCCGCCACGCUAGUGCAAGACUCGCUCAGGUUGGCCGUUGACACCAUCCCAAACUACGCUUUCGGGUGCAUCAACUCCGCCUCCGGUGGGUCAAUCCCGGCCCAAGGGCUACUGGGCUUGGGCCGCGGGCCUUUAUCGCUACUUUCACAAGCCUCAUCACUCUCCUCCGGCGUCUUCUCCUACUGUCUCCCGAGUUUCAAGUCCUACUACUUUUCCGGGUCCCUCAAACUCGGGCCCACGGGUCAACCCAGACGAAUCCGAACCACCCCACUUCUCCGAAACACGCGCCGCCCCUCUCUGUACUUCGUGAACCUCACCGGAGUAACCGUAGGCCGGGUCCGGGUCGCUCUACCCAGCGAGCUUCUAGCGUUUAACCCAUACACUGGAUCCGGAACCAUAAUAGAUUCGGGUACGGUUAUAACCCGGUUCGUGGAACCGGUUUACAAUGCAAUCAGGGACGAGUUUAGGAAACAAGUGAAAGGGCCAUUCAGUAGCAUCGGAGCAUUUGACACGUGUUUUGUGAAGAACUAUGAGAGGUUGGCACCGUUGAUAAAAUUUCACUUCACGGGUUUGGAUCUAACUUUGCCGUUUGAGAAUAGUCUCAUACAUAGUAGUUCUGGGUCGUUGGCUUGCUUGGCCAUGGCGGCAACACCCAAUAAUGUGAACUCAGUGCUUAAUGUGGUUGCCAACUUGCAGCAACAGAACCUUAGGAUUUUGUUUGAUACCGUUAAUAAUAAGGUUGGCAUCGCUCGUGAGCUUUGUAACUAA
This is a messenger RNA of Abrus precatorius (Indian licorice), 1344 nucleotides long. Its product is annotated as aspartyl protease AED3-like. Bases 1 to 1344 code for a protein of 447 amino acids. The record is from RefSeq and is a predicted model, not a curated record. Lineage: Eukaryota; Viridiplantae; Streptophyta; Magnoliopsida; Fabales; Fabaceae. The transcript is spliced from 2 exons. Gene Ontology annotation, molecular function: aspartic-type endopeptidase activity. Gene Ontology annotation, biological process: proteolysis.